AAAGUAUUUAAGUGUUUUCAGUUUAAUAUUAUUGUAAAAUAUGAGUUGAAGCCAUUUAUGCAUGCAUUAAAAUUAUUGUACGUAUAAGCUUGUCUAAUGAUGUAGUGCUUAUUAUUGAUGGUAUUUAUUUAAAAAAUAUAUGAAGCCAAAGUCAUUAGUAAUUUUUAUUUGAGAAAAAUAUUUAAUAUAUAAUUUUACCUUAUUUACCAUUACUAUUUACUACUACUAUGUCGUCAUUAUUAAGUUACGAGACGCUUGUCCACGCGAUUGCUGGAGCUACGGGCAGUGUUGUUGGAAUGGCUGCAUUUUAUCCUUUAGAUACAUUGAGAUCAAGGAUACAAGUUGACGAUUCCAUUAAACUGCAUGGCUCAUCACUAGAGCUAUUGAUCAAAAUAGCCCAUAAAGAGGGUAUUCAUUCCCUAUAUCGUGGAUUAUAUCCUGUUCUGCAAUCUCUAUCUAUUUCAAAUUUUGUUUACUUUUAUACAUUCCAUGCUUUGAGACGAGCAGCCAUGAACAGUACUUCAGCACUAAGAGAUUUAAUGUUUGGAAUGUUAGCUGGUAGUAUUAAUGUUCUCCUUACCUCUCCCCUCUGGGUGGUAAACACCAGGAUGAAGCUUCAAAAUAACUCUUACUCAAAUCUUUUUGAAGGUCUAUACAUUAUUUUGAAGGAGGAAGGUUGUAAGGGUUUAUGGUCAGGUACAGUCCCAUCUUUAUUAUUAGUUUCAAAUCCAGCUAUUCAGUUCAUGGUGUAUGAAUCUUUAAAGAGAAAAAUUGUGUCUAAGGGAUAUUUUGAUUCUUACACUGCAUUUUUACUUGGUGCCAUAGCUAAAGCAAUUGCUACAACUCUAACAUAUCCCUUGCAGCUCAUUCAAUCAAGACUUAGAGCUGGUACAAGUGUUAAACCUUUGCUCAAAAACAUGAAAUCAAAACCUUUGUCAAUGUUCCGUGGUUUGGAAGCUAAGUUGUUGCAAACUGUUAUGACCGCAGCAUUGAUGUUUUUAAUUUAUGAGAAGGUUGUAGGUUUAGUUAUAACUAUAAUGAGAGUGAAGGUAGCAAAAAAAUGAAUCAAAUAAUUUAUUAAGCACCAAUUUGAGCUCUCUGGUAUUUGUUGUGUCAAUUUAUAUGAAAAUUUUCCUAUCAAUAUUAAAAAUUACCUAAACUAUUGGUGGCUGGUACAAAUAUUUUAGCUUUUGGAAUGGGUGUUGUGAAAUAUUUAAAUAAAUAAUAUGUUUCUAUGGUUUUAUUGUAAUAUGGUCCAAGUUCGAAGUUAUAUUCAUAAGACAAACCUAUAAAAUGUUUGUUUGUUAAAAUACCUUUUUUUACGGUGGAGUUGAAAACUAAUGCCAUAAAUUAUCUAUAUUUGUAACAGUUAAAUUAAAAAUGAUAUUUAUAUACUUUGCUAGCUUAAAACAAAUUCAUAUAAGUUGUAAAUCAUUUAGACCAUACUUACAGUGCUUGUUUGUUAUGUUUUAUGUACAAAUAAAAUGCAAAUGUUAUAGUAUAUAAUACACAUUUUCCUUUACCAGCUAGUAAUGACCAACAGGACAUAUUACAAAAAUAUUUUCAAUUAUAUAAGGCGGUAGGAGUUGUUUGGGCUCUUGUAAAAUUUAUAAUAAUGUAUGCAUUUCUUUUAGUUAAAUGAAAUGUUACAAAUUAUAAAGUAACUGUGAUUAAAACCAAAUAUUUUUUCCAAAAAAUAACAAUUAGUUAUAAAAUGUAAUAUUGUACGGGUUAAGGAAAUAAGGAAGGGGAUAAAUUAAUUAAUUAAAACAAUUGUUUCCUUUAAUUU
This is a messenger RNA of Vanessa tameamea, 1789 nucleotides long. RefSeq names its product peroxisomal membrane protein PMP34 (gene PMP34). The record is from RefSeq and is a predicted model, not a curated record. Gene Ontology annotation, cellular component: peroxisomal membrane. Gene Ontology annotation, molecular function: AMP transmembrane transporter activity; NAD transmembrane transporter activity; FMN transmembrane transporter activity. Bases 228 to 1064 code for a protein of 278 amino acids. Lineage: Eukaryota; Metazoa; Arthropoda; Insecta; Lepidoptera; Nymphalidae. The transcript is spliced from 3 exons. Gene Ontology annotation, biological process: transmembrane transport.